GUGUUGCCUUCAUAAUACAAUAACACGCUAGUACAAAGGUUAGCAGCAGGCUGAUGAGGAGAUGCCAUGUUAAAGAUUUUUAAAUAUUUAUGCUACCUGCAACCAAUAAAAUGGGAUGGUUUGUCUAAGGCACGAACGACUUGAUAUACAUACAGCGACAAACAUUUGUGUUUGGUCCGCAAGUGUGGUCAUCUUAUAUCAGGGUAACUAGUAAGAAAUAUGUGUGAAAAGUAAAUCAAGUGGGAUUGUACCUAAAGAUUUUAAAGAUUCAGUUGUUGAUUGAUUUUCUCAGUGUCUCCUGAAGUUGAACUAAAUCAAAAAACAUUCAUAUUGAAUUAAUUAAAUUCAAUAUAAGGACAUUUAUAUACAAAUAAAAAUACAAGGCCACUGUGUCAGCGGGUGGCUAAUUUUCAAAUGCAGUCAUUUAACAACAUGUUUUGAAACAAAUUAGUUGAUGACAACAUUAACUGAUCAAUUGAUUAAUGGACGAAAAGUGUUAAAGUGUCAUUGCUUCGUAAUCAUUGCAGAAUGAGUCUUUGAAAUUCCCAACAGCACUUGAACGCAGCGUACGUUAGCUAGCAGUGUAGCUUUGGUUAGCAUUUUGAUAGCAGCGACAAUUCGCGACUCCUCUGCGCAGCGCCAAGUAACUUUGUGCUCCAUGUAUGAAGAGAAAUAAGCCUAAAAAAGGAACUAUCCGUCUCUACUAAUGGACGUCAGAGAGUAUGUUUUAUCUGCCGGCAGAGCCGUGCAGGACAUGGUGGAGCGGGAGUGGCAGCCCCUGUCCCCGGGCGAGCUGGAGCAGCGGCUGGACCAGGCGGUGGAGGAGAUCCUGGAGGCUGACCUGAUGGCUAAACUUAAAACUCAACCUGCUCCUGCUGUUUAUGUGCAGUUACUGCAAAGUCAGGCUAACGUGCAGGUGCAGCCCCAGGCUCUGCAAACUACAACAUCCAGUCCCCCGGAGGAGGAGAGUCCGGAGCUCAGGGAGCCGCUGGACACUGUGGAGAGUGCUGCAGUCAAGCACAUCGCAGACCUGCUUCAAACCUCCAAGUCCAGGGCUCGGAUGGCUGGGCGGGCUCGGUUGUCCCUGUCCCACACUGUCCUGCUGUCCCUCACUCUGCUCACCGAGCGUGUCAGCUACCGCUCAGUGUCCCGUCGCUUUCACCUGGAGAAAGGAAACAUCCACAGGAUCUUCUUUUCUUUCUGUGAGCGUGUCAACAUGCUGGAAGAGAGGCUGAUCAGAUGGCCAGUCGGCACAGAAGCUGCUGAGGCCCUUUUCCCAUUUACCAGUCCAGAGAAGGAGUAUGAAGAGGAGCAGCAAGGUGUCCCCCAGAUCCUGGGAGUAUUGGGACACACCCACAUCCCGAUCCGCCUGCCUAUAGGGAAACAUGAUGUGGAGAGCACAGUGCCUGAGGUGAAGAGGAUGAAGAAGGAGGCCCAUCCAGACUCUUGGCUAAACCUUCAGCUCGUAUGUGACCGUAAGGGCCGCUUCCUGCACUGCAGAAUCAGUAAAGGAUCAGAUGUGGACAGAGGCAGUGCUGUGCUUGACAAACUCAAACAGCAUCCUGAACUGAUGCCCGCUGGCUCCUGCCUCGUGGCCAGAGCUGGCUAUCCGCUCACUGCUCAGAUUUUAACUCCAUACUCAGGAAGUCUCGGACCAAGAGAGGAGCACUUCAACAAGACGCUGCAGGAUCAUUUUCACAUCCUGGAUCAGGCUGUGGCCAGCCUGAGAGCCAGAUUUCAGAGGCUCAGGUAUCUGGAUAUUGGGAACUAUGAUCGAGCCAGAGCUGUUGUGCUGACUGCCUGCAUGUUGCACAACGUGUUUUUGGACAUGGGACAAGUGGUUCAAGGAGAAGUUGAGAAAGAGGAAGCGGUAACCGGAGAGGAAGUGGGGGAGGUGUGCGACGAGGGAGUACAACGACGUGACGCCAUUUCAGAUUUAUUGUUUAAAAACACUGAUUCUGGGAACACAUGAUGCGAUGAGGUCUUUUGGAAACUUGUGUUUUGUUUUAAAUGAACAGUUCUGUAACAUAAAGUUUUAUUUUAACAGUAAUUCUUCUGUCCCGGUCUGUCUGCACACAUACUGCUGCUAACAGAAGUUUGCUGUUAAAGCAUUUACAUUUUGUGAAUUUGCUGUUUUCCACAUAAUCGACCAUAAUCGGAAUGACAAAUGAUAAUAAUUUGCAAGGUUACAACUGUUUCACCAUAUUUUACAAAUAGAAAAUAGAGAUAUAAACACACAGAGUAGAUGAGGACUGUUAAAAGAGUUAACUUGUCUGUCAUGGACACAGGUUUCACUCUGACACAAAUAGAGAUACCAGUGAUUUUCUUUGUUCCUCGGAUUGAAAGAACGAGUCAAAGCCAAUAAUAUCUGUACUGUGACAGCAGAAUACUGAGAAGGAGCACAAUAAUUUCCACAGAAAACUGGCAAGUUAGGUUAUUUCUGGGUUCUAGGAAACCUAUCGUUGAUAACCAUUAUAAACUAAUCUCCCCACUCAAAGUCUUUAAAACACCUUUCUGUUAAUUCCAUUAUCGAGAA
This is a messenger RNA of Acanthopagrus latus (yellowfin seabream), 2536 nucleotides long. RefSeq lists its product as uncharacterized. The transcript is spliced from 3 exons. Lineage: Eukaryota; Metazoa; Chordata; Actinopteri; Spariformes; Sparidae. The record is from RefSeq and is a predicted model, not a curated record. Bases 707 to 1972 code for a protein of 421 amino acids.